Anopheles coluzzii is the source of this 1005-nucleotide messenger RNA. RefSeq names its product histidine-rich glycoprotein-like. The record is from RefSeq and is a predicted model, not a curated record. The coding region runs from base 1 to 834 and encodes 277 amino acids. The transcript is spliced from 3 exons. NCBI's taxonomy places the organism in Eukaryota, Metazoa, Arthropoda, Insecta, Diptera, Culicidae. Gene Ontology annotation, cellular component: extracellular matrix.
AUGUUUAAGGUACUUGCUCUCAUUGCCUGCUUGGCCGUGGUCGCCUCAGCCCAAUACUACGGAUCCGCAUACGAGCACAAGGAACAUCACGAUCACCCGAAGUACAAGUUCGAGUAUGGCGUGAAGGAUCCCCACACCGGUGACCACAAGACCCAGUGGGAAGUGCGCGAUGGCGAUGUCGUCAAGGGACAGUACACGCUGCACGAGGCCGACGGUACCGAGCGCGUGGUUGACUACAAGUCGGACGGUCACAAUGGUUUCGAAGCCAACGUGAAGAACGUUGGUCAUGCUCAUCACCCGCAGGUUUACGGAGGACAUUCAUCCCACGGACAUCACGACUACGGCCAUGGAUCGGGAUCCAGCUACACGAAUCUGGACAAACAUCUUAACGAGCUUAACUCAGCAUAUUUGGUCCUAUUUCAGAUCCUUGCCCUCAUUGCCUGUCUGGCUAUCGUGGCCUCGGCCCAGUACCAUGGAGAGCCCGAGCACAAGGAUUACCACGAUCAUCCCAAGUACAAGUUCGAGUAUGGCGUGAAGGAUCCCCACACCGGUGACCACAAGACCCAGUGGGAAGUGCGCGAUGGCGAUGUCGUCAAGGGACAGUACACGCUGCACGAGGCCGACGGUACCGAGCGCGUGGUUGACUACAAGUCGGACGGUCACAACGGAUUCGAGGCUGAUGUCAAGAAGGUCGGACACGCCCACCAUCCGAGCCAUCCUGUCCAUGCUCCAGUCCAUCAUGCCCCAGCUCACGCCCCAGUGCAUGUGCCGGAGCAUCAUGUCCACCACGGAUAUUCGGGUGCCAGCUACGUCAACGUCGAUAAGCACUACUAAGUGAUUACCAUCGGAACGCAAACGAACCAAACCAAAAUGUGAUUUAAUAAACAAAAAGCAACAGUUGCAGCAUGAACAUGCAAACCUUAACAAUUGUUAAUUUAUCUUGAGCAUUAUUGUAUUGUUUGGAUUGUUGUCCCUAGAACCCCGCCGAUCCAUUGCCCAAUCAUC